This is a messenger RNA of Zonotrichia albicollis (white-throated sparrow), 3526 nucleotides long. It is a transcript of the gene CDKAL1, whose product is annotated as CDKAL1 threonylcarbamoyladenosine tRNA methylthiotransferase. Gene Ontology annotation, cellular component: endoplasmic reticulum. Gene Ontology annotation, biological process: tRNA methylthiolation. The record is from RefSeq and is a predicted model, not a curated record. Gene Ontology annotation, molecular function: tRNA (N(6)-L-threonylcarbamoyladenosine(37)-C(2))-methylthiotransferase activity; 4 iron, 4 sulfur cluster binding. Lineage: Eukaryota; Metazoa; Chordata; Aves; Passeriformes; Passerellidae.
GGCGCCGCUGCGCGCGCGAGGCCUCGGGGCGGGGCGCGAUGGCGGAGCCCGGGUGAGGCGCGGGUUUACUGUCCAAGAGGAUUUAUACCUUGCUUAAAAAGUCUUCUCCCAGCACUUCUUGAAGAUGCCUGCUGCCUGUGAGCCAGUGCUUGAGGAUAUUGAAGACAUCGUGUCAGCAGAGGAUUUGAAGCCGCACGAUCGGCAGUUUGCGAGAAGGAAUGUUUUUCCCAAAGUGCGAAAGCGCAACUCCCAGAAGAACGCUCAGACAGAUGAUGAGCCCGCCAGUGACAGCAUUAUUCCUGGUGUUCAGAAAAUCUGGAUUCGUACAUGGGGAUGUUCUCACAAUAAUUCGGAUGGUGAAUACAUGGCUGGACAGCUGGCUGCAUAUGGAUACAAAAUUACAGAUAACUCUGAUGAAGCAGAUUUAUGGUUGCUCAACAGUUGUACUGUAAAAAAUCCUGCUGAAGACCACUUUAGAAACUCAAUCAAGAAAGCCCAAGAAGGGAAGAAGAAAGUUGUGCUAGCAGGCUGUGUACCACAAGCUCAACCUCGCCAGGAGUACCUGAAAGGCUUAAGUAUUAUAGGGGUUCAGCAGAUAGAUCGUGUAGUAGAAGUUGUGGAGGAAACUAUUAAAGGUCAUUCUGUGAGACUGCUGGGUCAGAAAAAGGAUAAUGGAAAACGUUUGGGGGGAGCACGACUGGAUUUGCCAAAGAUUAGGAAGAAUCCACUGAUAGAAAUAAUUUCCAUCAAUACAGGGUGUCUCAAUGCAUGUACCUACUGUAAAACUAAACACGCCAGAGGAGAUCUAGCAAGUUAUCCUAUUGAAGAACUGGUGGACAGAGCCAAGCAGUCUUUUCAAGAGGGUGUUUGUGAGAUAUGGCUGACCAGUGAAGACACAGGGGCUUAUGGCAGAGACAUUGGCACAGACCUCCCCACGCUUCUGUGGAAGCUGGUUGAAGUUAUUCCUGAGGGAGCUAUGCUGAGGCUUGGCAUGACAAACCCUCCCUAUAUUUUAGAGCACCUGGAGGAAAUGGCCAAGAUUCUCAAUCAUCCAAGAGUGUAUGCUUUUCUACACAUACCAGUCCAGUCAGCCUCUGACAGUGUGCUCAUGGACAUGAAAAGAGAAUACUGUGUGGCAGACUUCAAACAAGUAGUGGAUUUCCUUAAAGAAAAAGUGCCUGGAAUAACAAUUGCUACAGACAUCAUCUGUGGAUUUCCAGGAGAGACCGAUGAAGAUUUUCAAGAAACUAUGAAACUUGUAGAACUGUACAGGUUUCCAAGCUUGUUUAUUAAUCAAUUCUACCCACGUCCAGGAACCCCAGCUGCAAAAAUGCCUCAAGUUCCAGCUGCAGUGAAAAAACAGAGAACGAAGGAUCUGUCCCAGCUGUUUCAUUCAUACAACCCAUAUGAUCAUAAGGUUGGUGAGAGGCAGAGAGUUCUGGUAACAGAAGAAUCCUUUGACUCCAAUUACUACGUUGCUCACAAUCCUUUCUAUGAGCAGGUUCUUGUGCCAAAGGAUCCUCUGUUAAUGGGUAAGAUGGUAGAAGUGAAUAUUUAUGAAGCUGGGAAACAUUUUAUGAAGGGGCAGCCAGUAUCAGAUGCCAGAGUUCAUACUGCAUCCAUCAGCAGACCGUUAGCAAAAGGAGAAGUUUCUGGUUUAACAGAGGAGUUCCGACGUUCAGCGCAGAAUGGCACAAAGUGGAAAGCACAGCCUAAUGCUGAGAUCCCAGUGAAAACACAGCUCAGCUCCUGGAUGGCUUUGCAGCUGCCAUGGCAACAAGAGGGAGGUGGACUGAAGAUCCUGUCUGUCAGCCUGGCUCUACUGGCAGUUCUUGUUAUGUUUUACUACGGAGGAAUGAAAACAGAACUGUGAACUGAAUGGGGCUUUUAUCAAAACAAUGAAACUGCUGUUCAAAAUCUUCAAAGGAAACACUUUUACCAGCAAAUUUUUUUUUUUUAUUUUAGAAAAAAAAAAAGCUAAUAUAAAUUGGGCAAUAAUUUGUACUCACUCUAUGCCUUUCCUGCCAUUCAAAGGAGAGAACAUUAAUAAGCUGUUCGAAGGCCUAUCUUGCCAAAUCCUGAGAUCCUUGGUUGGUUGAACAGGUUGUUACAUCUUCUCUUUUCUUUUUUUUCCUAAAAUGAUGCAAUGUUUGCAUUACAUACUCUUUUCAUAUUUGCUGUAUCAGAUAAAAUUGCAUUAAUUUUUUAAGGAAUCUUUCCAUUGAGUGAUAUUGGUCAUCUUUUAUGGGUAGAUUAUUUAAAGCUUUCCUAAAGAUUUUGCUUGAUGCAGUGUGAUCGUUUGGUAUCUGUCUUUUUACAUUAGAAUGAACACUGCAAGGCCAUUAAAGUUUGUUAUUUGUUGCUAUUUAUUUUGCUGUCAUGUUUGAAAGAAUUUUUGCCUGCUGUCUUGCAUCUCUCAACUUCACAAUGAGUUAUUAGGCUUUUUUAAUACAAGAAGAAUUAUUUUUUACGUAGAAAUAGUCCUAAAGGUGUUGGGUUUUUAUAAUUGAGUGGGAAGAUACUGUUCUGGUGAUAGAGUUCUGUGAAAAGAUGGAUUUAAUACAGUCUGUAGAUUUUAUACAAUCUACCUGGGAAUCUCUUAGCUUUGUGCUGUCUCAGUAAAACAAUUAUUACUCUGUUAGUGGGGAGGUUGCAUUUUACACAAUGAAAAUUUCUAAUUACUUUUUUCAAGCCAUUUUGUCAUGACAGAAUCUCCACACAUCCUGUGAGUGUACUGGUGAGUCAGGGACUGGACUGUGUGCCCAGUUCUUCCUGCACCUGACCUCAUCAUAUUGUUGGUUUGUUCAUGCUUUGUCACCUUUCUGAAUCUUCAUCCAAACUUCCACUUGCAGAGACUGUUUAAAAUCAUAACACAGGCACUGUUUAGAGGUUUUUUGAUGUUUGUGUCACAUCCAGAUGGAGCUGAGCUGUCUUACAUGGCUGUUGUGGUUUAACCCCCGCAGGCAGUUGAGACACUCACCCCCCUGCAGUGGGGUGGGGGCAAGAAUCAGAAGGGUAAAAGUGAUAAAACUUAAGGGUUGAGGUAAAGACACUUAGAUGGGUGAAGCAAAAGCUGCACAUGCAAGCAAGGCAAGCCAAGGAAAUAAAUCAUUCAUUACUUUGACAGGCAGGUGCUCAGCCAUUCCCAGAAAUGCAGAAGAGGCCUUGACUCUGUAUGAGCCCUCCACAGCAGCAGAAAAUCCAAAACAUAGCCCUAUGCCUUGCAGUGAAAAAAAUUAACUCUGUCCCAGCCAAAGCCAGUACAUUGUCUCUACAGUGCAGAAGAAUAAUCCCCUAGUAAGAGUGCUUUGUACUUUAUAAAUUGGGGAUUCAUAAUAGUUACAGACAAUUAACCAGGAGGCUCCACCAUGAUGCUUUCAGCACAGCCUGUAAAUUAUAACAGCAGAUGUUACUGUCUUCAGGAAAUCAGGUGUGUGAUCAAUCAAAUACUAAAUUUUUGAUAGCAACCACUGAAGGUCAUAAGCCAAGACUCAAAAUCCACACGUUUUAAAAGAAAAAAAAAAAA